This is a messenger RNA of Sinocyclocheilus grahami, 2617 nucleotides long. RefSeq names its product lamina-associated polypeptide 2-like. Gene Ontology annotation, molecular function: DNA binding. The record is from RefSeq and is a predicted model, not a curated record. The transcript has 14 exons. Bases 69 to 2117 code for a protein of 682 amino acids. Lineage: Eukaryota; Metazoa; Chordata; Actinopteri; Cypriniformes; Cyprinidae.
GAUGGUCACUGUUCCCAUAAAAGAAAUCGGUCUCAGCCAACGAUAGUGUUCUGCUCAAGCCAACAGACAUGUCGGAAUUUCUGGAGGACCCGUCUGUGCUCACUAAAGAUAAGCUCAAAAGUGCACUGCUGGCCCAUAAUGUGGCUCUGCCGAACGGCGAACAUAAGAAGGACGUAUACAUACAGCUGUACUUGAAGAAUCUGACCGCGCAAAACAAAAAGAGCAGCGGCUCUCCAGAUGUCUUCUCCAGCGACGAGGAACUGCCUCCAGCCCCCGUGCUCUCCAACCGUAGCCGCUCUGGCAGGAAAGCCACCAGGAAAACUGACAAAGUUCGUCCAGAGGAUGUUGAUGUCAUUGAUUUGAGCAACGAGGCUUUGAAGGACCUGUUACUGAAGUAUGGCCUAAAUGCUGGACCCAUUGUUGCAUCCACUCGGAAGUUCUACGAGAAGAGGCUUCAGAAGCUGUUGGAUCAAGGUCCUCCUGAGACUGUGGCCCCUCCCUCAGAGACAUCGCAGACAGACGUCAGCCAGAAUGGCAACACGGACUCAGACCAGUACAGCGACAAGGAGGAAGAAACAGUAGCUCCAGCCCCUGAGUUUGUUCCCGAACCUGAACCGGAUGUAGAGGCAGAGUCGAUUCCAGUUGUGGAGAGACCAAUCAGGAGCAGAGGGAAAGCGCCAGUGACUAGCAGAACACGCAGUGGCCAGCACAACAGGGAGGAUGAAGAUAAGGAGGAGGAAGUUUUGAACAUUAAGAGAAAGUUGAAGAGAUCUUCUCACAGGCUGGAUCAGAUGGUUCCUGCAAGCGACGACGCUGAGAACUCUGAGCUCUCAUCAGCAGAAUACUUCUCUGUUUCUCAAGACAAGAGAAGAACAGGACUUGUGGCAGCAAGAAAAGAGCCCCGACCUUUACUCAUAGACAGGAUGUCAAAGCUCUCAUCCAAGACUGAAUCUCUGAGACGACGCAGUGCACCAGUCCGCUCAUUUCGGCCUGAUUUGAAUGAGGCUCCUGUCACUGAUAAGGAUUUUUCUGAGCCCUCGGUAGUGAAGGAGGUCUCUAUUUCUCUGGUGAGGAUGAAAGCACAAUCUUUGGCAGAACCAAAGGAUCCCAAACCCUCAAAGCGCUCCUCUAUGUCUGCGACUGAUUGGUCAGAAUCACUAAAACAUCACAACUCUCCUUACCAGUCAACUGUAUCUGGUUUACAUAGCACCACUCCCAUUGACAAGUUUGAUGAGAAUGCUGCUGAAAUCACUUCUCCUCCAGUUAGAGUAUCCAAUCGAGAGCCGCAAGUUUCCCUGCUUAACACUGCUUGUGUUGAGGCACAGGAUGUCAAAUCUGUCACUGUAUCUAAGCUUUCAAAGCCUCAUUUGAGUCCAACCAAACCUUCCAAACCCUUGAUAGACAUGAUGAGCCGUCUUUCACCUUCCUGUGAUGGCCAAAGAGAGGUUUUCCCAUCACACUCAAUUUCUUUUAGGGAUUCUGCAUCCCGUACGGCUUCAGAGGACUCUCUUCCUGUCUCGUAUGACAUUUCCCAGGAGAGCUUUGGCUCACCAAAGACUGAGCCCAAGACUAGACGGUCCAAAAUCACCUCUUUCUUUUACCAAAUCACUUCUGUCCGAGGAUUUGAUAGCAGCCAGACGGAGACGCCAAAGUUAGCAACGGUUGAAAAGGUGUCGGCUAUUGAUCAGACCCCGAGGAUGGUAGAGAGAGAUGUGCUUAAAGAGAUCUUUCCCACUGAAAACCUCAACACCCCUACUGGAAUCAGUGCCACCUGUCGCCGACCAAUCAGAGGAGCAGCUGGCCGGCCCCUGGUCAGCGACACAUGGCUGGACGAAUCCCGUCUCGGUCUUAAGGAGCUCAGAGAAACCAGCUCCUCCUCCACCUACACCGAGACCCGAUACCUUCCACGUGUGGCCGCCGCCGUCCCUCUAACCGCUUCCAAGCCUGCGGCGCCCCCUGCUGUGAAGAGCAGAGCACGGCGCAGCCUGCCAGUGUGGGUGCAGCUUCUGCUGCUCAGUGCGGUCGCUGGAUUCCUGUUCUUUGUCUACCAGGCCAUGGAGACUGAUGAGGUUGGACUCUUCAAGCAGAGCGGAGCAGAUGAUAGCACCAGCAAAUGAAUGUCAUGCGGAUCGCCCCACUCUUUGCUCUCUUUAUCGUACUCAGCCAGUGCAUCUCUUUGUUGACUCGGCAGCCGUGGACUUUUACCUGCGAUCUUUAUAGAUUCAUACAAAGACAAACCCAGAGCUUUUGCAUCAAAUGUCUACUCAUGCUCUCUUCCAAAUGAACAGGUUUAGAGGAAUAAAACCUGGUUAUGGUUUUAAAACUGUGACUUUUCUUGCCUUUGUAUGUUGAGUGAGUGUGUUUGUUUGUUUUUUCUUUUUUCAUUUGUACUUUAUUUUACAGAAUAAUGUUGGUGCUGUCUAUGAAUGGGAGUCUGAGUUGAGGUGCUGAAGGAGUUAGCUAAAUACACUUGUUUUUUUUGUAAACAACAUACUUGUGACAAUAUUUUUGCAUUUAUUUUCACAUGUAGUAUCUAUUCAUCUUAACAUUGAUGCCCUUUGUAGUAUUUAUGUAUGUUGUUGAAAUACAAAUAUUUUCAAUAAACUGUUUUGCAAUG